GGAAUUUGGCUUCAUUUGCUUGAACAGAAUGGGUACUCGUGUAUAUAUUGGAAGACUGUCACAUCAUGCCAGAGAACGGGAUGUAGAAAGAUUUUUCAAAGGAUAUGGACGACUUCGGGAUGUCAUGUUGAAAAAUGGAUAUGGAUUUGUGGAGUUUGAAGAUUAUCGGGAUGCUGAUGAUGCAGUGUAUGAAUUGAAUGGAAAAGAUCUGGCUGGUGAAAGAGUGAUUGUGGAGCAUGCUCGUGGAGGUCCUCGGGGAGACGACAGGAGAAACAGUUACCGUGACUACCCUCCCCCAAGGGGAAGAAAUCGGGGAGGAGGAGGAAGAGACAAGUAUGGGCCACCAACUAGAACCGACUACAGACUGAUUGUGGAAAACUUGAGUUCUCGAGUCAGCUGGCAGGACCUGAAGGACUACAUGAGACAGGCAGGGGAAGUAACCUAUGCUGAUGCCCACAAAGAACACAAAAAUGAAGGAAUUGUGGAAUUUUCCUCGUAUUCUGACAUGAAGAAUGCUGUCAGUAAGCUGGACGGAACAGAAAUCAACGGAAGAAAGAUCAAGUUAAUCGAGGACAAACCCAAACGCAGCAGCCGACGUAGAAGUCCCAGCAGAAGUGCCUCCAGAUCCAGGAGUAGAUCAAGGUCACGACGAAGGUCAAGGUCAGCCAGUCGAUCCAGGAGCCGCAGCAGAAGCCGUAGCAGUCGUAGCAAGUCAAAGUCUAAAUCCAAGUCACCAGAGCGCAAGUCCAGGUCCAAAUCACCCUCUAAGUCCAGAUCUAGAUCAAAGUCACCUUCAAAGUCCAAGUCCAGGUCCAGAUCUCGCUCCAAAAGUCCAGGUGACAAAGAGGAUAAGGAUGAGAAUUAGGGCUCAGGGAAUUAAAACCAGAGGGACUCUCAUCUUUAUAACUUCAUGUAUCAAGAGUCUCCACAACAAGUUUCAUAGAGCAUUGUAGACUAAUGUUUUAAUGUACAAAGUUUGUUUAUAGAUAUAUGUACUUUGCACUUAAACCAACAGUACAGUAGGAAGGCUAUAACAGACAGGUUUAGGUUUUUCUGAGGUCUCAGCUGAUUUCUUUCCCAGGUCCAUGGUAUAUUAUUGUUUUUGAUUCAUUUUGAAAAUCUUCAUUAUUUUUUAUAAUCACUUAGAUUUCUUUAUUCAUUAAGUUCAUCAUUAAUGCACAAUAUUUCACCAGUUUGGUACAAUAUUGGCCAAUUUAUUUAAAUCUUCGUAGCAUUUCAGCCCAGUUUGAUGACGUAUUGGCUUAAUAACUAUUCUCAACAGGUGUACAAUUCUAUUUAAAUGCUGAAUUUUAUAGCAAAAAUAUGUGGCGAAGAAUUAGACUUGUGACUUAAUCAUCUCUUAGUACUGUGUGUAGUAGUUUGUUCUGCAUUGUAGUGAUCUUUUUUGGUUUAUAAACUAUCAUAAAAUGAAAAUUCAUUAUCAAACUAUAUUUUAUGCAUUUCUGGUAUGAUUUUCACCAUGGAAUAUAUGUACAUUGUUAAUAUAAACUAUUUUUUAUUGCAACUUCUUCAUUUUGGUACUUGUAUAUAAUGCUCCAAGUAUACUUCAGUGAAACUUAACAAUUCAGUUUAUCACAUUUCUGCAUAAAUUUUGUUUUAAUAUACAAUGUAAUUAACAAGAUUAAUUUUAUAAUGUCUUUUCUCCAAUUGAUUAAAUGGAACAUCCUUUUCCUGUAAUCAAUGUUAAUCUCACUUUUUGGGGGGUCACUUCUGGGGUAUGUAGUGACCACACAAUCUUAAACAUCCAGUUAUCUGCAAAUGCAGCUUAAAUAAGUAUGUGAGCUGGCUUUUAAUUGGAGUUUUGUAGGAUGUUUUUCAUCAUUAUUUUAAGUUUUUAACUAGUACACAACCAUUAUGCUUUGCUUUUGAUGUUGCAUUUCUAAAAUUCACCAGAUGGUUCAUGUCUGUGAUGUCCUACUAGUUCAUAUGAUGUUGCUAUAGCAAUGUUAUUUUUUUUAAUACUUAAAAUACAUGGAUUUCCUUUAAAGUUGACCUACAGUGUAGAUUAUUUUCAAACUAAGAAUACCUUUGUCAUAGAACAUGAAAAUGUAUGUUGUGAAUAAAUUUUACAAUGCUUUA
Saccostrea echinata is the source of this 2100-nucleotide messenger RNA. RefSeq names its product serine/arginine-rich splicing factor 6-like. Lineage: Eukaryota; Metazoa; Mollusca; Bivalvia; Ostreida; Ostreidae. The record is from RefSeq and is a predicted model, not a curated record. The coding region runs from base 29 to 865 and encodes 278 amino acids. The transcript is spliced from 8 exons. Gene Ontology annotation, molecular function: mRNA binding. Gene Ontology annotation, cellular component: cytoplasm; nucleus; ribonucleoprotein complex. Gene Ontology annotation, biological process: alternative mRNA splicing, via spliceosome; mRNA splice site recognition.